Molecule: messenger RNA, 1792 nt
Organism: Hippocampus comes (tiger tail seahorse)
Lineage: Eukaryota; Metazoa; Chordata; Actinopteri; Syngnathiformes; Syngnathidae
Gene: metap2a
Product: methionyl aminopeptidase 2a
Exons: 11
Coding region: 36-1460 (474 amino acids)
Biological process (GO): proteolysis
Cellular component (GO): cytoplasm
Molecular function (GO): metalloaminopeptidase activity
Source: RefSeq, a predicted model, not a curated record
CUUAGCAGCGGCUGCAGCAGCAAACUGUCAUCGUCAUGGCGGCGGUGCUCGCGGAGAAACCUGCGGAGCAAAAACAGGUCCAGGAAGCCCAGAUGAACGGCGAGACCGCGGAUCGAGAGGACGGCGACCCGGUGGAAGAGGCGGCCGCGAAGAAAAAGAAGAAAAAGAAAAAGAAGAACAAGUCAAGUGCAGCCGGUCCAGAGGGCGACAGUGUUGCUGAGGUGACGAAGGAGCUGGAGAAGCAAGUGAUGGAGGGGAAAGAGGAGGAGGAGGAAGGCGAGGAAGAUGCAGAUGAUGGCGAGAACUUGGCAGGGAAGAAGAAGAAAAAGAAAAAGAAGAAGAAAGCAUCCAAAGGUCAGACCGAUCCACCAUCUAUUCCCAUUUGCGAGCUGUAUCCUGGUGGAGCCUUCCCCAUCGGACAGGAGUGCGAAUACCCCCCCUCGCAGGACGGGCGCAGCGCGGCGUGGCGCAGCAGCAACGAAGAGAGGAGAGUGCUGGACAAAGCCAACGAGGAAGUAUGGAAUGACUUCAGGCAGGCGGCCGAGGCUCACAGGCAGGUCCGCCAGCACGUCAGAGGCUUCCUCAAACCUGGGAUGACCAUGAUUGAAAUAUGCGAGCGCCUGGAGGAUUGUUCCCGCAAGCUGAUCAAGGAGAACAAACUGCACGCCGGCCUGGCGUUCCCCACCGGCUGUUCGCUCAACCACUGCGCCGCCCACUACACUCCCAACGCCGGCGACCCCACCGUCCUGCAAUACGACGACGUGUGCAAGAUCGACUUCGGCACGCACAUCAACGGGCGAAUCAUUGACUGUGCCUUCACCGUCACCUUCAACCCAAAGUACGACAAGCUACUGGAAGCCGUCAGAGACGCCACCAACACUGGCAUCAAAAACGCCGGAAUCGAUGUGCGUCUGUGUGAUGUCGGGGAAGCCAUUCAGGAAGUGAUGGAGUCCUACGAGGUGGAGCUGGAUGGCAAAACGUACCAAGUCAAACCCAUCCGAAACCUCAACGGCCAUUCCAUCGGUCAGUACAGGAUACACGCCGGGAAGACGGUGCCCAUUGUCAAAGGAGGCGAAGCCACAAAAAUGGAGGAAGGCGAGGUGUACGCCAUCGAGACGUUUGGCAGCACAGGCAAAGGCGUGGUCCAUGACGACAUGGAGUGCUCGCACUACAUGAAGAACUUCGACGUGGGCCACGUGCCCAUCAGGCUGCCACGGGCGAAGCAUCUCCUGAACGUGAUCAACGAGAACUUUGGCACGCUAGCGUUCUGCCGCCGCUGGCUGGACCGCCUGGGCGAGAGCAAGUACCUGAUGGCCCUGAAGAACCUGUGCGACCUGGGCAUCCUGGACCCCUACCCGCCGCUGUGCGACACCAAGGGCUGCUACACCGCGCAGUUCGAGCACACCAUCCUGCUCAGGCCCACCUGCAAGGAGGUGGUCAGCCGCGGCGACGACUACUGAACGACUGCACGCAUCACCAACACCACCACCACCACCACCAACAGACGAAACGGCGAGGACAUGCUUUUUGACUUUUCUAUCACUUCUUCUCCUGGUUAAACAAGCAGGAAGGUUUCAGUUUGUCUCAUUUUCCCAAGAUGGAAAACUGUUAACUGCCUUCCGGCACGUCCAACUCGGAUCAAGUUACGUUCACCACUACGUUGGGUGGCUGCAUUCAGUACGUUUGGCUUCUGUCGCUAAGAGCAGGGAAUGAAUGCCUCGCUUCCCGUUUUCAACUGCCCGGAAUGUUUGUUUUUUUUUCUAAGGGAAAAUAAAUAAAUUGCUCAUCUAUG